Messenger RNA from Setaria italica (foxtail millet), 2629 nucleotides. Its product is annotated as DDT domain-containing protein DDB_G0282237. Lineage: Eukaryota; Viridiplantae; Streptophyta; Magnoliopsida; Poales; Poaceae. The record is from RefSeq and is a predicted model, not a curated record. Bases 280 to 2151 code for a protein of 623 amino acids. The transcript has 10 exons.
CGCGACCCAGCCUGAAACGAAGGAACCCAACUCGAAAACGAAGGCGCCAAACCAUUCCCCAAACGCGACCCGCGCCCGCGCGACCAGCUCCGCCCCCCGGCCUCCCCCUCCGCCGUCGCCGCGUCCCUCAGCCGCCUCGCGCCCCGCGACGGCGGGGCCCCUCCCGCGCCGACGCCCCGCCGCCCCACGGGCGGCGUCGACGGCCGGUCCCCCCCGCCUCGCAAGGCCUCCUCCGUGCCGCGUCGAAUCGAGGUGCGUGUCGGUUAGAUCAUAGGCCAAAUGCCUCUCUUCAAUAAGAAACCUUUCUCCUUACUGGAGCCCCCGAAGGACUUGGAUUCGAAGGAGAAGGUGUUCCAAAUUCGCUUCACAAAGGAGAUAUUCCGAGAUUAUCAAGAAUAUCUGAAGAGGCUAAACCUCUAUCGCCAAAGAGUUUGGACAUGUAAGAUGUCUGGAAAAUCUAAUUUAACUUUUGAAGAAGCUUUGGUGUCUGAACAUAACUCAAUGGAGAAGGCUCAAAAUUUACCAACUGGGUUGAUGGCUUAUGUUCUUCGGAUGACUCAAUACAGCACUCUUGGCUUACAUGAUCUUAUCAAUAAGAUAUAUGCUUGUUUGCUUGAAGAAGUAUUUGAAGGAAUAGAGUUGCAUGCUAAAAAGGAUGGUUCUGCGGUACCUUGCAAGAUUAUGAAGAUUUUUUAUUCUGAUGGCACAAAGAUGUGUGAAGUGGGUUGGAUUCGUCGGGACAAGACUUUGAUCAACACAUCAGUUGUCAAAGCUGCAGAUCUCUUCUACCGGAGGGCGCCUGUUAGCAGGAACACACUGAAGAUUUUUAUUAGAGAUUCAACAACACAGACUACCCCAUGGGUUAUACAUGAGAAUCUCGCCAAAAAGUAUGGCAUACCUAUGGAUCCCCCUAAAGAUUUAAUGCAUAAGAAAGGAAGAAAAAGAAAAGAGAAUGGAACUAUUGAAGAUGGGAGAAAAAAGAUGAAGAAGGAUGAAGGAGAUGCACAUGUCCCAAUUAAGUAUCCAAUAGAUGAUCUGUUAGUAAGGCCCAAUGCAGAUGAUCCGGCUCUAUCUAAGAGACCUCCUCUUGCUACAGAUUUUAGAGUGCCAAGGGGUUGUGUGGGAGAUCUCCUUAUGGUAUGGGACUUCUGCUCAUCUUUUGGGAGGGUUCUGAAUCUGUCCCCAUUUCCGCUAACAGAUAUGGAGAAUGCAAUUUGCCACAAAGAAAGCAAUGUUCUUCUUGUGGAAAUACAUGCAGCUAUGUUUCACUUGCUCAUUAAGGACAAAGGUGACUAUUUCAGUGUCCUGCAGCACAAGAAACGGAAGUUAAAGGUAAGUUUAGUAACAUGGGCUGAAUAUCUAUGUGAUUUCUUGGAAAUGACAAAAAUUGAAGAACUAUCCAGUAACAUUGCGACAGUAAGAAGGGGUUAUUACGGUCUCAUUGACACUGAUAUGAAGCUUAAGAUCCUCCGGGAACUAGUGGAAGAAGCUAUUAAAACCUCUGCCAUAAGGGAGAUACUAAUUGAGCGGGUGGACCAGAAACAAGCCCUUAAUGCAACAAAAAGAGAGAGUACCAGAAAGGACAAAGAAGAGCAAAACUUGAACACUGAAAUUGCCAUGAAUAAUGAAGAGAACCAGACAGAUGCUGUGCAAGAUGGCAAUGAGAGUGUAGAUGAGCCGGCUAGAGGAAAAGAAGAAAAGGAUAAGAGCAAUGUUUCUCGAAGCAAGACAGAAGGCAAACGACAUCUGGUAUGGCAUCUUGAGACGGAGAUUGAGAAACUAUCCAUCCGUUCUAGCCCUCUUGGUAAAGACAGACACUACAAUAGGUACUGGUUUUUCAGGCGUGAAGGAAGGCUUUUUGUUGAAAGUGCAGAUUCCAGAGAAUGGGGUUACUACAGCACUAAGGAAGAGCUUGAUGCACUCAUGGGUUCGUUGAAUGUGAAAGGUAUAAGGGAGAGAGCUCUGAAACGGCAGCUAGAGAAGUACUAUAAUAAGAUAAGUAACACCCUGGAGAAGCGAACGAAAGAAAUCGUGAACAAGAUGUUACUUGAAGAGGGGGUGCUGCGCCGCUCCACGCGAGUCCGGGCUCAACCGAAGGACAACCCUUCCAUGGCGUUCCUCAAGUACGUCAACAAAUGGAAGGACAACUGAGCUGCUUCAAGCUGACAGUCUAGCUCAAAAUAAGAUGACAGUCUCUCUCGGUCGGUGGGAGAAUUGAGCAACCCAGGUGAUAGGGGUUGGCCGUACCGCCGUAGCAAGUUACUAAGUUAUGUAGGUUUGCAAUUCCCCGUGCCUGGUCAAUCGAGUCCUCACUGGAUCUGCCUUUUCUUUUUAUUUUCUUUUUUUAUUAUAUUUUGGACGUUGGUUCGCAAAAGGAAGCACCUUUUGUUUUUCUCCUUACUGAACUGAGAGCAUGUCUCAGCCAGAUUUUACAUGAUGUGAUGUAAACGUGAUGCUGGCUGGAGCUUGAUGCCUUCAAGCCUGUUUGCCCCCUUGCGGCCCUGGAGAAGUCUGCUGAGGCUUCGAUUUGCGAUGUUGGCGUGUUCAUUUGUUGAGUAAAAAGCAGCUCCCUCCAGUCUCCACGAUGACUGUUCGGAGCUGUAUGUGGCUGCAGCCAUUUGUCUUGUCU